AACAAGAAAGCAUGGCUGGAAGUGUUGGUAGUGUCGUUACUGCUCAGAAAGCAGCGAAACUACAGUCUCUGAAUGGAUUAUUUGCUAUUUAUAAGAAACAAGGACCAACGUCAGCCGAUGUGUUAAAUGUACUGAAAGAAAAGCUUUUGCAAGAGGCCAAUCUGAAUCACAAUGCCAAGAAAAGGAAAAAGCAAACCGUGAAAAUUGGGCAUGGAGGGACACUGGACAGUGCAGCUUCGGGAGUGCUUGUGGUUGGGAUUGGAAAAGGAACUAAGAUGCUUGGUACUAUGCUGACUGGUUCUAAGAAAUACACCACUGUCGGUGAAUUGGGAAAAGCAACAGACACUUUGGAUGCCACUGGAGCUGUAACCAAGGAAAUGACUUAUGAACACAUCACAAAGGAGGACUUUGAAGCAAAACUGAAGAAGUUUACUGGAAACAUAAUGCAAGUUCCUCCACUAUACUCUGCACUGAAGAAAGACGGACAAAGGCUGUCUGUCCUGCUGAAGAAAGGCUAUGACGUGGAGGCGAAGCCUGCCAGGCCUGUGACAGUUUACAGCCUCUCGCUGCAGGACUUUAGCCCACCUUUCUUCACUCUCGAUGUUGAAUGUGGUGGUGGGUUUUACGUGAGGAGCUUGGUGGAUGAUCUUGGCAAAGAGCUCUCCUCGUGUGCCCAUGUGAAGGAGCUGGUCCGAACCAAGCAGGGUCCUUUCCUGCUGGAGGAGCACGUGCUUCGGGAAGAGAGGUGGACCAUUGAUGAGAUUGCCCAGUCUGUUCAGGACUGCAGCCAUCUCCUCAACACUGAGGCAGCGUCAAAGAAACCCAAAACAGACUUGGGCCAAGCACCAGCUACCCACAGUGACAAAGGGAAAACUGAUGACGAGGAGCCCUAGCCAGUAGCCGUGAUAAAGAGUACACAGCUCAACAACGCAUUCUUGAAUUCUACAAUUCAUGUGAUGCAAGCUGCUGCAUGGAAUUUCAAAACCAUAAUUAGAGCUCUACACAAAGUAUUUCAAAGCAUCCGAAUGACUGCCUUGACCACUAAUGCAUAUCCUCUCCUUGAAAUUAUCUAUUCAUGACUGCACAAAUUGUCCUUUGAAAUGGAUCUUGCUGCAUGUUUGUUUUGUGAAUGCAACAAUUUCUGUAUUUUAUGUGUUCUUAUUUUUAGGAAGUUCCUCAUUGUGCAUUACUAAGAGAUGGAAGUGUUGAUGGGCAUUGACUGAUCUGAAAAACAAUAUCAGCACCAUCACUGCAUUAGUGCUAAUUAAAAACUUCUUACUGAAGAUAUUUCAUUGUGCUUUAGCAAACAGCCAGAAUAUCUCAGCUGGUGGUUGCUUUUUGAUGAAUGAGCACCCAGGAAUCAUCUGUUGUAUGUGAUCUUUCCACCUUGACAUUAGUAGCACAUAACCCAUAAUAAUAGUGUUGUCCUAUUAUUUAGAAAAGCCACCUAGUUAAACUUCUUUCGGAAAGAAUGAAUUAAGAACUCCAUUUGCAUUUUUGAAUGACUUAGUAAAUGAAUGGCAUUUAUUGAGCUUACACAUGCAAAACAUUAUCUGCAGAUAUUCCGUCCAUCCAUUUUCUAACCACUACUUCCAAUUCAGGGUCACAGUUGAUGGGCACAGAACAGCCAGUCCAUCGCAGGGCAGACACAAGCAAGUAAAGCUGGGCUUCUGAAUACAACAGCCAAUAGAGGGCCUUUUUGUAGCAUAGCUUGAGUACUAUAGUCCAGACUAGACAUCACCAGUUCAAGUCAGCACUUGCCCUGAUAUUACUCAACAUUUCUUAAAAUUCUUUAAGUAAUUGAUUAGGAAUUAUUAAAAAUUACUUAAUGUGCAUGGAGGUAUAUAUCAAAUGUUUUUCUUUAAGGGGAGGGUCUAAGCCAUUAAGCAUGUGAUUCCUGGAUUCAUGGAGAGACAAGUAAUGUAAAGAACUGUUCCCCAAAACUCUCAAUGUGUCAACUGACCCAUAUGAGGGAAAAAUAUCUCGGUACCACUAUCAUAA
Lepisosteus oculatus (spotted gar) is the source of this 2001-nucleotide messenger RNA. It is a transcript of the gene trub1, whose product is annotated as TruB pseudouridine (psi) synthase family member 1. The record is from RefSeq and is a predicted model, not a curated record. Lineage: Eukaryota; Metazoa; Chordata; Actinopteri; Semionotiformes; Lepisosteidae. Gene Ontology annotation, molecular function: pseudouridine synthase activity; RNA binding. Gene Ontology annotation, cellular component: mitochondrion. Gene Ontology annotation, biological process: mRNA pseudouridine synthesis; tRNA modification.